UUUUUAAAUGCAGAACCAGCGGGUAAGUGAGUAAAACUUACCGUCGCUGCGCAUUAUAGACCACCAUAAGUGAAGUAUGAGUGGACUUGGAUUCUUGGUUAUUGCUGCACUAGCAUCGCAGCUCUUGGUAAAGGCCUACCCAACUUCCCUCAUAGCACCCAGCAACUACAUCAACUAUGAAGAAGAUCCCUUAUUCGCGAUGCUGCGGCAGAAAAUCGAACGCGGGGAGAUCGACAUGGAAUCCGAUUUCUUCAUGGACAAAAGCAGAUUUCAAGUGCACCACGACCCAGAAUGGCCUCCGGAACCUCUUGACAUUCAACCCUUGGGACAAAUUUCUGCCGUCGACACUGAUUUGAAGGGGAAUCCCGUGAUUUUCCACCGGGCGGAAAGAUCAUGGUCUUCUCACAAGGAUUCCUCACCUGCAGUGGUCAUCAGUGAUUCUUUGAAUAUAAUGUCAAAGCAUCAUCACUUGCUGACUUCUGCAAAAUCUACAGUUCACCUUGUUGAUCUAAUGGCUGGUGCACUUCAGAUCAUCAAUGAUCAGAAGGGCGGUCAAAUUGCAUACUACAAUGGUGUGGUUCCAGAAUCGUCGCAUGAAAGACAAGCGCCAGCGACUCUCGCUCAACUGGCCCGCGGACCCAGCAUUCGCCUCCUACGUCCUUCAGGCCGUGGCUUCAUAUCCGUACCCACCAACACCCGCCGGCCCAUUCCCAUUCAUGGGACCCUACGGCCCGAACCCACUAGCAGCUGCGUAUGGCCCACGAUUCGCCCCGUACCCGUCACCGGCUCUCAGAGCUGGUCCUGUGCCGCCACCUCACCCUCACCCGCCGGCCCAUUCCCAUUCAUGGGACCCUACGGCCCGAACCCACUAGCAGCUGCGUAUGGCCCACGAUUCGCCCCGUACCCGUCACCGGCUCUCAGAGCUGGUCCUGUGCCGCCACCUCACCCGCAGUCGUCGUUAUUCGCGGCGGCAGCAGCCGCCUCGGACCUGUCCGCUCGCAAGUUCGGGGUCAAAGACCCCAAAGGCCCAAGACCCUACUACCUGGUCUCUAGGGGCGGCGGUGUCAACGACCCUUUUGCAUUUGCACUACUCCUCUCACACAGCGGCGGUGGUCACGGCUGCGCGCAAACGACAGCACCGAGGGAGAGUUCAACGACGACGACGACCGCCAUCGCGCCGAUGAAGAAGCCCGCGUUGUUCCGCCCAUUUAAGGCGGAUUCCGGAGCUUGA
Notodromas monacha is the source of this 1231-nucleotide messenger RNA. NCBI's taxonomy places the organism in Eukaryota, Metazoa, Arthropoda, Ostracoda, Podocopida, Cyprididae. The record is from the annotation of a GenBank genome assembly.